AUGGAACAACAUAAAGAGGAACGUUUGGAUGUUAUCAUUUUUGGCGCGAGUGGAUUCACCGGCAAGUACACCAUUUUCGAAGGCAUCAAGCUGCUCGAGGGCCUACGGUGGGGUGUUGCUGGCCGUAGUCGGGAUAAGCUUCGGCAAACGGUUGCUGAGGUUGAAAAAAAGGCGAACAAAGACCUAUCGGAGGUGCCAAUCAUUACGGCCGACCUGAAAGAUGAGGAAUCGUUAAAGCGUAUGGCCGAACAGUGCAAGGUGUUGAUCAACUGUUGCGGUCCGUACCGGUUCUACGGUAAGCCGGUGGUGAGUGCUUGCAUCGAGGCCGGCACACACCAUGUGGACGUGAGCGGUGAACCGCAGUACAUGGAACGGAUGCAGCUCGAGUACCAUCAGCAGGCACAGGAACGUGGCGUUUACGUCGUGUCGGCCUGUGGUUUUGAUUCGAUUCCGGCCGAUCUUGGUACCGUGUUUCUGGAGCGCGAGUUUGACGGUGUGGUCAACUCGGUCGAAACCUAUCUGCAGGUGUCGUCGAAGAUACCGCACGAUGGUGGUGCGGUCCUACACUACGGUACCUGGGAGUCGGCCAUUUACGGCUUGGCCCACGCCAACGAGUUAAGGCCUCUGCGCACGCAGCUGUACAAGACGCGGUUGCCAAACUUUCAGCCACGCUUGAAGGAUCGCAUGGUGGUGCAUAAGGCGAGCUUCCUAAACGGUUGGUGGGCGGUACCGUUCCCCGGUUCCGAUCGUUCGGUAGUGAUGCGCUCGCAACGUCACUUUUACGACACGGAAAAGAAACGUCCAAUUCAAAUGAAAGCCUACGUUGCGUUUGAAUCGAUCGUUCAAGUGCUGGGAGUCGCACUCGUAGCGAUUGUAUUUGCGAUCAUGUGUCGCUUCAAAUUUGGCAGACAAUUAUUACUGAAGUACCCGAAAUUGUUCACCUUGGGAUACGCAUCGCACGAAGGCCCGUCGGAAAAAUCAAUGGAAAAUGCCCAGUUUGCAAUCUACUUCCGGGGCGAAGGUUGGGAUAAGGACGAGAAGCUACUGGAACCGACCGACCAAUUCAAGAGUCCGCCAACGAAGAAGAUUGUCACUAAGGUAUCCGGUACCAAUCCGGGCUAUGGAGCAACGUGCGUGGCACUGAUACUAUCCGCUCUUACUAUUUUGCGCGAGAGUGACAAAAUGCCCGGAACGGGUGGCGUGUACCCGCCCGGUGCGGCAUACGCUAAAACGAGCUUAAUCGAACAGCUGUCCAAGAACGGUUUCAAGUUCGAGGUUAUCAAACCAUCCAAGUAAAUAGCAUGUGCUGAU
Anopheles maculipalpis is the source of this 1311-nucleotide messenger RNA. RefSeq names its product saccharopine dehydrogenase-like oxidoreductase. The record is from RefSeq and is a predicted model, not a curated record. Gene Ontology annotation, cellular component: mitochondrion; lipid droplet; plasma membrane. The transcript is spliced from 4 exons. Bases 1 to 1296 code for a protein of 431 amino acids. Lineage: Eukaryota; Metazoa; Arthropoda; Insecta; Diptera; Culicidae. Gene Ontology annotation, biological process: glycolipid biosynthetic process.